This is a messenger RNA of Plectropomus leopardus (leopard coralgrouper), 3662 nucleotides long. RefSeq lists its product as uncharacterized. NCBI's taxonomy places the organism in Eukaryota, Metazoa, Chordata, Actinopteri, Perciformes, Serranidae. Gene Ontology annotation, molecular function: DNA-binding transcription factor activity, RNA polymerase II-specific. Gene Ontology annotation, cellular component: nucleus. Gene Ontology annotation, biological process: regulation of transcription by RNA polymerase II. The record is from RefSeq and is a predicted model, not a curated record.
AUUGUUUCAUCGUUAGCAAGAAAGCUAACAAAUCACCGACACUUUCAACGCGAAAUCAAAACACUGCUUUUAAUAGACCUUCAGGCGUAUAAAGUUUAAUGAGAGGAGCACCAAUUUGGGGGGAAAUUCAAGAAGGUGGUGAUUUGACAAUGCAUCAGUGCCCUGUUUGUCCAAAAUCAUUCCCUUCGCCUUAUAAACUUCAGAGACAUUAUGUCAUCCAUACUGGCCAGAAGCCCUUCAUCUGCUCCAUCUGUGGGAAAGCCUUCACGCAGUCGGAUCACUUAAAAACACACUUGCAGAAAGUCCACCCUUCAGGGCUUCUAACAGGACCUACGGAUCAACAGGACGGCAUUUUGACUCAUAACAAACAUCCAAAUUGUGAUAAAGCAGCUGAAAGGAUUAGCAUACAUGGUGGUGGUAAUCACACCUCAACGCCUUUUAAUGUAUCAUCAUCUGUGGCCUCCCAACCAGGGUGGAAAAUGGAAACUGUGACUUACAACCUUUUUCUUCCUUCCUCUGAGACUGAAAAUCCACCAAAAAAUAUGCCGUGUGUAAAUGAUGACUCAGCGUCUCAGAACCGUUUCUUAAAUGUAAUGGAUGCGAUACCUCAGGAGCAAGCCGAUUCUGCAGAUGAAGACACAUCUGUAUGCAAUAUCAACAAUGGAUAUACCUGCAAAGUCUGCUCCAAGUCCUUUACUUCAUCUCUUCAGCUUUGGAUUCACUCACCAACUCAUAACAAAUCAAAGCAAUCAGGCCAGACUUUUUCUAAACACGCCUAUGCGAACAGCCACCUACAAUCACAAGAAAUGAGCUCCAAAGAAAGCAAAACGGCUCUGAAACACCAGUGUCCUAAAUGUCUCAAAACCUUCUGCUCACCAUCCAAAUUACAACGGCAUUUUCUUAUUCAUACAGGCCAGAAACCAUACUCAUGUACCAUCUGCAGGAAAACCUUCAGACAGAAAGUACACUUGAAAUAUCAUUUAAGUAAUCCAAAUAAAUGUUCACUUUCUGCCAGCACUGAAAAGACAAAACAGAAGUUUUGCGACAGCGGAAACUCAGAUAUGAAGCCUCAGUCAUCACUUCAGCGACCCACCAGCCAGCACACUCUUGUGAAUUCCUCAGUGGAACUGGAGCUACAGUGUAAAAUACGUGUAAAUGGUGUGCAGGAGCUGAAUAAGACUGAAAUCAAGUUGGAUGCAGGCAUAAAACAAGAGCAACCGUUUAAUACGACCAGUCAGUGUUGGAGUCUUUGUCAGAAGUCGGAUGAGCAAGAGCAGCAAUACGCGAAACCAUUCCGGUGUACGAUCUGCAACAGAUCAUUUCGGCAGGAAGUUAAUUUAAUACGUCAUCAUAAAAUCCAUCGUAAGCAAAAAGAAGUGGGAAGUCCUACAACUGCGCAAAACAGCAAUAAUUUGAGAAUGUGUUAUUCUGACGCAAUAAAACAUUCACCUGAAGCCAGUCGUGCAGAUCAACUUGACUUAAACAUCAUUGUUAAACCAGAAUCGUGGAGUGGAAACAGCAGUGACCACAGUGGCUCUUUUCCGCAGGAGUUAAUUCCAUCAGCAGAGCAGCAGAGAGGAACCCUCCAGACCACCAGCGAGCAGCAGAGAAUCAGUUCUUUAAAUCAGUGUCAUGCUUGUUUAAAAUGUUUUCCAUCUAUAUCGAAACUUAAGAGGCAUGUGAUGACUCACACCGGACAAAGGCCCUUUGGCUGUGAGAUCUGUGGAAAGAGAUUUCGUCAGAAAACACACUUGAGGGUCCACUGUCGCACUCACCUGUGGUCGAGAUAUCACAAACAACGAUCACUGUAUAUAAAUCGGCCGCCUUCUUCCAUGAAUGGGUUGAACGCAAGGACUGCAGCAGAGAUCCCGCUCCAGGAAAUGUUUGUUCAUAAGAAGGACUUUGAGACACACAGUGGAAGCAAUGUGGUCUCUGUGAAACCCCCGAAUCAGACCCCUUCUGUUGUAAUUAUUCAGAACGGCAACAGAGAAUCAGAGAGGUUGAUGCCACAUAUCUCAAAGAAAAAUGAGGUUGUGCGAAAGGUUCCUAAAGUGACUGUGAAGAGGACACAUAUUGCUAAAGCAAAACAAAAUCCAGGCAAUGCACAACACAAGUGCUUCCAAUGUUUGAAGUGUUUCCCAAGUGCCUCCAAAUUACAGAGGCAUGAAAUGGUACACACGGGCUUGAAACCAUUUCAGUGUGUUUUGUGUGGGAAAGCAUUCAGGCAAGCUCCACAUCUGAAAACCCAUGAAAGAACUCACUGUGAGAGGAAAGAGCCGGUCGAUCAACGGGGAAACAACAAAAAAGUGAAAGUGCAAAGUCAACAGCAGCUUUACCCAAGGAUCAGUGUUCGUAUCCCACAACAGAAAAAAUCUGUGAUCGCAGACAGUACGCUUUCAAAUUCUGAUUGUGCUGACGGUAAUGGAGUGAGUGCACAGGUCCACAGCAGGCAUGAAACACCCAACACAAAAGUGAACAGUCUCUUCAAGACAAACUUCAAAAGUAAUAUAACUUUUAAGAAAAGAAAACUUCACACGUGCCGAAUAUGCUUUAAGAACUUUGCUGCUCCAUAUAAGCUCUCAAGGCACAUGGUCACUCACUCAGGCAUAAGGCCAUACAAAUGCACUGUCUGCAGCAGAACCUACACACAGCGUGGUCAUCUAAAAGAUCACGAGCUCAAAUGCAGACAGGGUAACAGGACCUCUGACGGAAUUCAAGGAGAAAUGAUGAAAACCAACCAACUCCGGGAUAAAUGCCUCAAAAACAUUUUAGAUUUUAAUGUAGAUGCUGCAAGAGAGCAGCCAGAGACACAUCACACAAGUGUUGGUCGGUACUCACUUGCUGAUGGAGAUUUGUCUUUUUGCUCUGAGGCAGCACGCGCUGAAUGGUUGGAUGCUCCAGAAGCAGAGAAGACUGAAUUAGAGAAAAUGCAGAGGGACAAUUGUAAUCAGGCCACAGACAAUUACAGUUACUCAUUUCCCUCUGAACUUGCAUUUGAAAUAAAUAAACUUCAAAAACAAAACAUGGCAGCUUCCCAUUUGUCACACCAGUUUGAGGGAAGUGCACAUAAUGUAGCGUUAACACGUGAGCCUAAAGGAGUUAUGGCUAUUUCAGAUAACAACCAGCUGCCCAGUGAUGACUUUUUGACCUCUGUGGUUGAGAAUCAAAUGCAGCCGGAUAAUUCCUGGUGUGAGCCAUUAACUUUGUUUGAAUGUGACAAGUGUGCUGAAAGUUUUAACAGUGAAAAUGACCUUAAGCGGCAUAUUUGUUCAUCUAACACUCAGCCUAAAAUGACAGCUCAGAAGAAUUGUUGUAACAUUUGCUCCAAACAUUUUGUGACUCCCUCUAAACUGAAAAGGCAUUUUCUUAUCCAUACUGGUCAGAGGCCGUUUAGGUGUGACAUCUGUGGCAAAACGUUCACACAGUCGGCACAUGUCAGAACACACCGACUGAUUCACUGAUAAUAAACAUGUUACUGUGUACUGCUUGUUUUGUGUGUGAAAUUUUUUAGAUCUGUUGAUCAUCAUGAUUUGUCACUAAUAUGAUGGUUAUGUCUAAUGUAUGUAUGUAAAAUAUGUAAAAGGGUUAGGGGAUCUUUAAAAAUAUGGACGUAUGUAAUAUAUUUUUAUAUUGUAAGUAUUUUACAAAUUAAACGUGUUUCA